Molecule: messenger RNA, 2670 nt
Organism: Amaranthus tricolor (Joseph's coat)
Lineage: Eukaryota; Viridiplantae; Streptophyta; Magnoliopsida; Caryophyllales; Amaranthaceae
Product: protein STRUBBELIG-RECEPTOR FAMILY 7-like
Exons: 16
Coding region: 281-2398 (705 amino acids)
Biological process (GO): protein phosphorylation
Molecular function (GO): protein kinase activity; ATP binding; protein binding
Source: RefSeq, a predicted model, not a curated record
CGGGUAUAUACAAAUACCAUACACUUUCAUUUACACACACAGUAAUCCAGUAUAGACUCUUCUAUAUGCUGUAAAUCUAUCCGUCGGUCAGAAAUUACAAACAAAAUAAAAAAAUAAUACUAAAUUAAUUAUGGGGACAAAUCCAACAAAUAUGAAUUGCUAAUUUUUAUAAAAAAAAUAGAGCAGGCCAUCACUGUUUGUUUGUUUUAGUCUUCAUUCUGUAUGAGAAACAGGUGGAUAGAGAGAGAAUUCCUAGAAAGAGGAGAGAGAAAGAGUUAAGAUGAUGGAGCUUUGGAGGCUCCUAAUAAUCAGCAUUUUGGUAUUAACUCCAAGCUUCAUUAAUGGUCAAACAGAUCAAUCAGAUGUUUCUGCCCUCAAUGUUAUGUUUAGUAGCAUGCAUUCACCUUCACAGCUCACUGGGUGGACUGCUGGUGGUGGUGAUCCAUGUGGUCAGUCGUGGAAAGGUGUUGCUUGUUCGGGUUCAAGGGUAACAGAAUUAAAAUUAUCUAAUCUUGGACUCACCGGCUCAAUAGGUUACCAGCUUGACAGUUUAAAAGCCCUGACUGAAUUCGACAUAAGCCAUAACAAUUUCGGAGGCGCAGUACCUUAUAACCUUCCUCCAAAUCUGCAGCGACUAAAUCUUGCUGGUUGUAACUUCAAUGGAGCUGUACCUUAUUCAAUUUCUAUUAUGAAAUCUCUAGAGCAUCUAGACCUCAGCCAGAAUCAAUUUAACGGGCAGCUGAAUGUCGAUUUUACACUACUUACUAAACUCUCCACAAUGGAUGUCUCCAACAAUGCUCUCACAGGCGAUCUUCCACCAUCGAUGAGUUCCUUGUCCAGUUUGAACACCUUGAACUUGCAAAACAACCAGUUCACAGGCACAAUUGAUGUUCUAGGGGACUUGCCAUUGAAAAAUUUGAAUGUUGCCAAUAACCAUUUUAGGGGAUGGGUUCCAAGGCAGUUACAAGGCAUUAAUAUACAGAAGGAUGGUAACUCGUGGAGCUCAGGACCUGCACCCCCUGCUCCACCUGGAUCACGAAGCAAUCGUCACAGAUCUGGAAAUCGUGGAAAUUCUGAUUCAAACUCCGGGAGUGGAAAAUCUGGUGUCAGUGCUGGUGCUAUUGUUGGAAUAAUAAUAGCUAUUCUUGUGGUUAUAAUAAUAGUCGGGUUUUUCAUAUUUAAGAGAAGAAUACGAAGACCAUCCUCUGACUUAGAGAAGGUUGACAUUAAUAAGCCCUUUGUUGUCGCUGCGUCAAAUGAUAUGGAAGGUAAACCCGAAUUCACGGAGCUGAAGUCAGUUCAUUCAUCAUCUUCAAUCAACACAACCACACUUGACACAGUUCCUACAGUUACGCUAAAACCACCUCCGCUGGAUCGUAACAAGUCAUUUGAUGAUGAAGACAUUUCAAACAAACCUGUUGUCACCAAGAUUCCUACAACCGUGCCAGAAAAUGUGAAACAAUAUUCUAUAGCAGAUUUGCAAAUGGCCACCGGCAGUUUUAGUAUUGAAAAUCUUGUUGGAGAAGGGUCUAUUGGACGUGUAUAUCGUGCUGCAUUUGAUGAUGGAAAGGUUCUUGCUGUGAAAAAGAUAGACUCAUCUGUCCUAGCCAACCUUCCUGAAGAUUUCACUGACAUUGUUGCUAGCAUUUCCAAACUUCAUCAUCCAAAUGUAACGGAGCUUGUUGGCUAUUGUUCAGAACAUGGGCAACACUUGUUAAUUUAUGAGUUCCACAAGAAUGGGUCGUUGCAUGACUUUUUACAUCUUGAUGAUGAAUUUAGUAAACCAUUGACGUGGAAUACCCGUGUGAAGAUUGCUUUGGGCAGUGCACGUGCACUUGAGUACCUACAUGAAGUUUGCUCACCAUCAGUAGUUCAUCAAAACUUCAAGUCAGAGAACAUAUUACUUGAUGCAGAGCUUAACCCUCAUCUUUCUGACUGUGGGUUGGCAAGUCUCCUUUCAAAUGCAAAUCAGGCGAUUAACCAUAAUGCUUGUGCCCCUGAAGUUGCUGAUUCUGGUCAGUAUACUUUGAAGAGCGAUGUAUACAGUUUUGGGGUGGUCAUGUUAGAACUUCUCACCGGACGAAAACCGUUUGAUAGCUCAUUACCAUGGGCUGAGCAGUCAUUGGUUCGAUGGGCAACACCUCAACUUCAUGAUAUUGAUGCUUUGACUAAAAUGGUGGAUCCUGCUUUAGAAGGUCUCUACCCCGUGAAGUCUUUGUCGCGUUUUGCCGAUGUUAUUGCUCUUUGCGUUCAGCCCGAGCCUGAGUUCCGACCACCAAUGUCUGAGGUAGUGCAAGCUUUAGUUCGAUUGGUCCAACGAGCAAACAUGAGUAAGAGAACUGUCGGAAAUGCAGCUCGACAAUCAGACGGUGCAGAAACAAAUGAUAGUGUGAAUUAAAUUGUUUGUAUAAUUUUUUUUUCAGAUCCACUUGAUGAAAGUAAAGUAAUUAAUUUUCUUCAGCUCAUAAUUUUUUCUCCCCUAUAAUCUGGUUUAUUCUGCCUCCACAACAUUUCAGGGUACCAUAUUUAAGUUUUUCCCCAUUUGAUUUACUCUUUUUUCAAUAUCACCUUGUUGUAUGAUAUAAUGUCUUGAAGGUGAAAAGCUUUAAUUUAUUUUAUUUUUCAUGUAAUGCAUGAUAAUAAUACCAUAUUGUUAAUUGUUAGCAGAAA